AUGACGGUGCUUAUGCUUGUCCAGAAAAGACAAGAACUUCUUGCAAUUCCACAGCGAGGGCAGCUGUUGGUUGCACAAGCUGCCUGUCUCGUCCUGGGUUGUAUGAUUUUUCCUGAUGGCUGGGAUUCAGAUGAGGUAAAACGGAUGUGUGGUGAAAAGACAGACAAGUACACGCUGGGGGCUUGUUCAGUCCGCUGGGCAUAUAUCUUGGCAAUUAUUGGAAUCUUGGAUGCCCUGAUCCUCUCAUUUCUGGCAUUUGUGCUUGGCAACAGACAAGACAGCUUGCUAGCAGAGGAGCUCAAGUUGGAAAACAAAG
Messenger RNA from Cariama cristata (Red-legged seriema), 316 nucleotides. Its product is annotated as lipoma HMGIC fusion partner-like 3 protein. Gene Ontology annotation, cellular component: plasma membrane. The annotation marks the transcript as partial. The record is from RefSeq and is a predicted model, not a curated record. NCBI's taxonomy places the organism in Eukaryota, Metazoa, Chordata, Aves, Cariamiformes, Cariamidae. Gene Ontology annotation, biological process: sensory perception of sound. The transcript is spliced from 2 exons.